UUGAUAUAACCUUCUGCUUGUAAUCCAUCGCAACCACGAUAAAUUACUCUGAUAAAAUUAGGAUCGAUUACAAGAACGAUAUAUUCACCUCCUAUGAGAGAAGAGCAAAAACUCAUGAAAAUCUCCUCUUGGUCGGGACCCACUCCAAUUUGCAUCGAACUUGAGCUUCUUCUGUUCCUUUUUUAUGUCUUUUAUUUUUCGUCUUUCAUAUUUACGCUGCUAAACCAAAGCUCAGAAAAACGCAAGGAAAGUAAAAAAUAAAAUAUUUUCGUUGCAAACUGGAAAGUUGGAAGAUUUGAUCUAAGGACUUGAAACUCGACGGUUUUUUUUAAUUUAAAAUUUUAUUUUAUUUUAUUUUAUAUUUGUCGACCGACAAUUAUCAUCGGUACAGUCGUCUGUGAAGAAGAAGAAGGAAAAAAGGAUCGAAAAUUUAAGGCUGGAAAGUAAAAGAGUGUUCUUUAAGCGACGUCGUUUGAAGGAGGUGGUGGGGUUGGGUUUCGAUUUAUUAAUGCAAAUUUUUAUCAGGUUUUCAGAUUCAGUUCUGAUUUGAAUCCGCUGAAACCCUAGGUUAAAACUACCCCUAAUGCCAUCUUUCCGAUGACGAGCUUCUUGUCACCUCCCAUACAUUUUGUUUCUUGGAUAGUUUACAUGGAUUUUUGGUUGGCAACAUUUGCUAGCCUUUAGGCUUCUAUUUGCAAUCCGGGUUUCUGCAUGCUAGGAAAAGUAAUGGGUAAGGCUCCUAACUUGAUGAAGUUAGUGGACUCGUACUCCACUGUGUGUUAAAGGAGAGAAGACGCUACCAAAUUGGAAGAAUCCCCACAUUAGAUUGACAGUUCAAUCCUUGGUUGAAUUUUUGUUUUUGUCAAUUGGAACAUCGAGGAGUAAAGAGAGUGGUAAUGGUAUGGUGUAAAAAGAAACCAUGGAACAUUCUUUGGAGAAACGAUAUCCAGUCAAUGCAAAAGAUUAUAAGUUAUAUGAAGAAGUUGGAGAAGGUGUCAGUGCCACUGUGUACAGGGCUUUAUGCAUUCCACUUAAUGAGACUGUUGCUAUCAAGGUUCUUGAUUUGGAAAAGUGCAAUAAUGAUCUGGAUGGCAUCCGCAGAGAGGUGCAGACCAUGAGCUUGAUUGAUCACCCUAAUGUAUUACGGGCACAUUGCUCAUUCACUACUGGUCACAGCCUUUGGGUUGUGAUGCCAUACAUGUCUGGGGGAUCCUGCUUGCAUAUAAUGGAAUCUCAUUUUCCAGACGGUUUUGAAGAGCCUGUCAUUGCUAUUGUGUUGCGUGAAGUUCUUAAAGCUCUUGUUUAUCUGCAUGCCCAUGGGCACAUUCACAGAGAUGUGAAGGCUGGGAAUAUUUUAAUUGAUUCUAAUGGUGCUGUCAAGUUGGCAGACUUUGGAGUAUCAGCAUGCAUGUUUGAUACUGGAGACAGACAGCGUUCUAGAAAUACUUUUGUUGGAACUCCUUGCUGGAUGGCUCCAGAAGUUAUGCAGCAAUUGCAUGGUUAUGAUUUUAAAGCGGACAUCUGGUCUUUUGGAAUAACAGCUCUUGAACUUGCUCAUGGCCAUGCCCCAUUUUCCAAGUAUCCACCGAUGAAAGUUUUGUUGAUGACCUUGCAAAACGCUCCUCCUGGUCUGGACUACGAAAGGGACAAGAGGUUCUCAAAGUCUUUCAAGGAGAUGGUAGCUACCUGCUUGGUGAAGGACCCAAAGAAACGUCCAACUUCAGAGAAGCUUUUGAAGCACCAUUUCUUUAAACAUGCACGCUCCUGUGAUUACCUAGCUCGUGCCAUUCUUGAAGGACGUGCUCCAUUAGGUGAACGUUUUAGGGUGCUAAAGACAAAAAAGGCUGAUCUUCUUUUACAGAAUAAGGCUCUCUAUGCGGACAAGGAGCAAUUAUCACAGCAAGAGUACAUAAGAGGAAUCAGUGCUUGGAAUUUCAACUUAGAGGACUUGAAAAGUCAGGCUGCACUUAUUCAAGAUUAUGAUGACAUGUCAAAUGCAGGAGAUCAAGAUGGGAGCAGGAAGCAAAGGAAUGGGCAUGAUGUAGUUGGAUUAGCUGCAGAGAGGAUGUCUCCAGAAACGGCUAGUAAUUCCAUUGCUGCAACUAGCCAGGAGGACGGGCUGAGUGAUCUUAAUGAUUUGGAGAGUUCAUUUGCUUCAUUUCCUAUUAAACCUCUUCAAGCACUCAAAGGCUGUUUUGACAUUGGUGAAGAUGACGAGGGUGCAAAUAGUCCAAAUUGGAAAGGUGUUACCCCAUCAGAAAGUGAACAGUUCAUUACAAAGUCAUCAAGAGCCUUGGACCAAGAUGCUGGAAGAAAUGAGGGUGAGAAUUCCAGGCAAAGUAGCUCUUUACCACGUCAGGUCAUUCCAGAGCAUAAAAAGUUCUUGAGCGGUUCACUAAUUCCUGAUAAUGCCUUUUCUCCUAAAAAGGUUACAGGAGAUGGGGACAGGGACUUCCCACACUCUAAAUUUCAAUCCGAACACAACUAUAGUGGUCCAUUGUUGUACCGCCAGAGGAGAGAAAUAAAUAACACUUCAUCUGAGGAUGCAUCAGAGGGAGCAGUUGUUCAGCGGGGACGCUUUAAGGUGACUUCUGCAGACCUUAGUCCUAAGGGACCUACAAACUGCAUUUUUAACCCAGCUACUGGAGGAUCAACCAGUCCAAAAUCUCUAAACAUGACAACUAGUGCCGUUCUCCCAUCUCUACAAUUCAUUUUGCAGCAGAAUACCAUGCAAAGGGAAGAAAUCAUUAGACUGAUCAAGUAUUUGGAGCAAACUUCUGGUAAGCUUGGGGACUUGGCAGAGGUGGGUACCAACGACCUUUUACAGAUGCCACCUUCUUCUGCAAAGGAGAGAGAGCUGCAAUCUCAGGUGCUUCAGCUGCAACAGAGUAUUGUGAACCUUGUUGAGGAAUUGCAGCGACAGAAAAUGAAAAACAUGCAGUUGGAGAAACAAUUAAAUGCAUUGGCCAACAACAAAGAGUGAAUGUGAGACAAUGAAGCAUGGUGGCGAUGUUGAUACAUAAACUGCGUGAUUAUUUCUUCAGCGCUAGGGUUCAUGAAGGUUUUAAAUGGUGUUGAGACAUGGCAGUUCCUUUUAUUGUAUUUCUAGUGUACCAUAUCAAUGGCUGUGUGUUUGGCCGGACGCCCAAAUUUUGAGAUGCCAUUGCUCGAGUCUCACGUUACUUGUAAUUUAUUGACAGGAUAUUGUAAUAUAAUCACAACCCCUCUCUCUCCCUCUCUCCGGUGUUCAUUUGCUCUUUGAACUAGAAAUACAUUAAGAAGUGGGUAAAUAUAUUUUUGAGCCAUGGAUGGUUCCCAAUGGCAACCAGGGAGCUUUUACUUGGCCUCCAUGAAUGUCAAAGUAAGAUGUCUUUUUGAACCAGAAAACUUCUCUGUUUUAUAUUAGGAUGGAUGCUUGUGCAUUUUGAUGUUAACUGAAGCAACUUGUGCUUAACCAUGCUUAUUAUUCCUAAGGAAUGAUUGAGAUUGAUAAUCGACAAUCAAAGGACAGUGAUCGGUUAAGC
Durio zibethinus is the source of this 3524-nucleotide messenger RNA. RefSeq lists its product as uncharacterized. Gene Ontology annotation, molecular function: protein serine/threonine kinase activator activity; protein kinase activity; ATP binding. The record is from RefSeq and is a predicted model, not a curated record. NCBI's taxonomy places the organism in Eukaryota, Viridiplantae, Streptophyta, Magnoliopsida, Malvales, Malvaceae. Gene Ontology annotation, biological process: protein phosphorylation.